UAUCGAACGCUAUGGCGCGUUAAGAGUAGUUCGAGAAUCAGACAGUACAUAUAGUUUUUGAGUGCUCGUACAAUUUCUUCUUGAUAGUACUAUCCUGCUUCAUUGUGUUUUGUUUCAAAAGUUACAUUCUUAUUCGACUUGCAGUAUUUUUUAUUUCAAGUGUGAAUUGUAGAAUAACAUGGAAAACGAAUUUUAAGAAUGCAGGAAAGUAUGCAAAAGUUCAACUUGCAAUCGGAAUCGAAGGAUAUAAUUUAUUCAAUGCAGAACAAAAUCAAUAACGUGUCAUUCGUACACAUAUGGAUAACUGGAAGGAUAUACGUGGGUCAUUUUACAGCAAAGACAGUGGGAGUUCAGUGCCGGUGUCCAGCCCCAUGUGACAUUUAACUUAUCAUUAUACAAGUAAAUAAAAAUACUAUUGAUGUUGAUGGAUGACGAGAAUAGGACGUGGACAAACAGCGUGGGAAUGAUAUUACAAGUAUUGCCAUGGACCAGCCUUACUUGUCCAGUGAUAAAACAUUUCACUCGCAUGAAGUUUGCAGUAUAAAUACUAUGUCUGAGACCAAACGGUUGUGGGAAACGGAUCGAUAUAUUUAAAUAUUAAAUUUUCUGAAGUUGCAAAUCUAAUAAAAUAUUAAGACCUGUGUUGAAGGUAGUGAUGAAAGUAUGAGCGGUGAAAAUCAAUUGCCAGUAGUAGACAGAGGCAACAGCAUACACGUGCAUAUUUAUCCCGCCGAGGACAGUGAAAGUGUUGACCCAGUGAGCACAUCGGUAUCAGUAGAAACAACCCCACCGAAUGAAUUUGCAUCGGCAAGAAAAAGUAGUUUACCGGAUGCUUCGUCACUUAAACAGUCACUCAAUGUGAUACUGCCUCACUUUAUUGAACACGAACGACGCGCUAGUUCACCGUUUAGUAAGUCGGAUAAAAUUCUUGCAAGAGCGAUUCAUUCGAGUCCAUUGACCACUACCAGACGCCACAGUCAGGAUUCAAAUGUUUCAGGAAGAACAAAUCGGUGCACUGACAGGGUAAAUCAGCAUAGCGACCAAAAUCAAUUAUUGAUACGUCACAGUACGGAUGACAUUCUAACUAUUAAUAACUUCAGCGGUUGUGGUGGUUCUGCUGGUAACAUAACCAGUAGUGGGAUGGGCCCAUAUUCGAGCACCAACGGAAGCAAUAUCAAUGUCAACAGUAACUCCAACAAAUUCAACAUUACCAGAACGAACAGUACCAACACUGACACGGAACUCGGCACACAUGGCACCGUUUCCACGGCAUCUGUGCACCAGUUGAACGAAUGCAAUCACCACGUGGUGGAUAGUAAAGCAAUUACUAUCAGUUGCCAUGGUAGUGCGGUCGAACCCGCAAGUGAUACAAAAGGACCAAGGCUGGAUGGCGUCAAAUCACUUUCGGCAUUGGAAGAUAUUAUGGAAAGUCCAUUGCUCAAAACUCCGGUUGAAAAAUGGCUCGAAACACAAGAGAGAAAAACUAACGAUGAACAAAAUCGCAGUCCUGAUCAUUACAGCAAAAUUUUCGGACCCAAGAUUAUCAACAGCGAAAACAUUCCAGGAACUCCAAUGGAUAUAUCCGACAUUGCAUCUGAAAUCAACAAAAGUUUCACCUCAAGCACCAACAGCAUUAUGAAUGAGCGUCGCAGAUCAUCUACCAAACUUCUCACAGGAAAUUCUCCAUUGGAAACGAUUUUUCACGACGAAGUUAAUUCUCAGGACCGAAACGGAAUGAGCGUAGCGACGAAUCCACGGAACAAGAAACGAAAGAGUUCUGAGCAAUCGGAUAAUAACACACGUAGGCCAAGUCAACAAGACAAGGAGGGUCUCGAUCCGGAGUCAUUGAUGUUUCGUGAUGGCAGAAGAAAAAUAGACAUGGUUCUUUGCUACGAGGAUGACGACCAGGGAGUAAUGACGGAGUUAGAGGCUUUGAAAGGACACCAACGAAAAAUUUUCCAGCAAAACCUUGUUAAAGAAGGUCUGGAAUAUGAAAUCGAACACAAAUCACAGGCCUUCGAUGAGAAAACUUACUUCGUAAAAAUUCAUAUACCAUGGCGAACGGAAUCGCGGUACUCAGAAGUGAUGAACAUGAAGCUACCAGUAAAGCGAUUUAUUACUAUUAGUGUAAAGGAAGAAGAAUCAACGUUCCGCAAACAUCAGAACAAAAUAAUUGGUUAUUGGAAUAAACUUAUAUCCUUGACAGAAUAUAAUUUCAACCGGAUUGAAAAAGAACCAUCGUUUUAUUCUGCAACGUCGAAUGGUAACCCAGAGGAACAAUUUAUCGUGAAAGAUCGAUGUACAACGUACAACAGUGCACAACGAAGUAUGAUCGUUAUGCAAAUUCUGAUGAGAACAAGGUUUGACGAGACGGAAAAAGCUAGCAACGUUGGUAUCCGAAGACUUUUGAACGACGGAACUUACUUAGCGUGUUUUCCAUUACAUGAAGGACGAUAUGACAAAAAUCAUUCUACCGGAUCUGUGUUUGAUAGACGCUUACUAUAUUUGGAAUGGGCCAGACCCGUCAAAUGGUUCAAGAAACAGCCAUUGUGUUUAAUUCGUAAAUAUUUUGGUGAUAAAAUAGCACUUUAUUUCUGUUGGCUAGGAUUUUACACCAAGAUGCUGUACGCUCCGGCCAUCGUCGGACUUCUCUGCUUCCUGUAUGGACUAGCGUCAAUGGAUUCAAGCGACAACAUCCCAACGAAAGAAAUUUGCGAUGUAAGCGGUCCAGGAAAUACGACGCUUUGUCCAUUGUGUGACAGAGCAUGCAGCUACCAAAAGCUUUCUGAAUCGUGUCUUUUCGCUAAAUUAACGUACCUCUUUGACAAUCCUUCUACGGUAUUCUUCGCCAUAUUCAUGUCCUUUUGGGCUACAACCUUUCUGGAACUGUGGAAACGUAAACAGUCCGUCUUGGUAUGGGAGUGGGAUCUGCAAAACAUUGAAAACGAGGAAGACAUGCGUCCAGAGUAUGAAACAUCCGUCAAGACGUUUCGCACGAAUCCUGUAACGCGUGAGAAAGAACCGUUCAUGUCGACGUGGGAUCGAGCUAUUCGAUUUGCGGCCACUUCUAGUGCUGUACUUUUCAUGAUUUCGAUCGUUCUCGGAGCUGUUCUGGGAACCAUUAUUUACCGAAUAUCAGUAGUAUCUGUGAUCUACAGUGGUGGCGGAGUAUUUUUCCGCAAACAUGCCAAAAUUUUUACUACCAUGACUGCUGCCUUAAUCAAUCUUAUAAUUAUCAUGAUUUUAACAAGGAUUUACCACAAACUAGCUCUCUUCUUAACUAAUUUAGAGAAUCCUCGAACACAAACGGAAUACGAAGACUCAUAUACUAUAAAAAUAUUCGUGUUUGAAUUCAUGAACUUUUACAGUUCACUAAUCUAUAUAGCCUUCUUUAAAGGACGCUUUUACGACUACCCGGGAGAUGAUGUUGCACGAAAAAGUGAGUUCUAUCGCUUGAAGGGAGAUAUUUGCGAUCCAGCUGGAUGUUUGAGCGAGCUUUGUAUCCAACUAGCUAUCAUCAUGGUUGGAAAGCAAUGCUGGAAUAACUUAAUGGAGUACUUUUUUCCAGCAUUUUACAACUGGUGGCGCCAACGAAAGCAUAAACAACAAACUAAAGAUGAAACUCAUCUGCACAUGGCAUGGGAGCAGGAUUAUCAUCUGCAGGAUCCAGGAAGAUUGGCAUUGUUCGAUGAAUAUCUUGAAAUGAUCGUUCAAUAUGGAUUCGUAACUCUAUUCGUUGCCGCGUUUCCAUUGGCCCCAUUGUUUGCACUUCUGAAUAAUAUCGCUGAGAUAAGACUGGAUGCAUACAAGAUGGUGACCCAGUCAAGAAGGCCUCUGGCAGAACGAGUCGAAGACAUCGGUGCUUGGUACGGAAUAUUGAAAAUUAUAACUUAUACGGCCGUAGUGUCAAAUGCGUUCGUUAUCGCCUAUACAAGCGAUUUCAUUCCACGUAUGGUUUAUAAGUACGUUUACUCAACUCAGUUCUCGUUACAUGGCUAUAUCGAACAUUCGCUUUCAGUUUUCAAUACAUCCGACUACAAGGAGGAAUGGGGAACCAAAACCGAAUCCGAUCCAGACACGUGUAUGUAUCGGGGAUAUCGGAACAGUCCCACAGACCACGAACAGUACGGUUUGAGCCCCCAUUACUGGCACGUAUUUGCAGCUAGGCUCGCGUUUGUGGUUAUUUUUGAGCACAUUGUAUUUGUUCUAACAGGAAUUAUGCAGUUCAUCAUUCCGGACAUUCCGGUCGAGGUUAAAACACAAAUUCAACGAGAGCAAAUGCUCGCCAAAGAGGCCAAAUAUCAGCACGGAUUGAAGAAAUCUCGUGAGACUGAUUACGAAGAAAUUUUACAUGUUCUUCGAGAACAAAGUAACAAUAGUCGCCAAGGUAUGCGAGGAAGCUGGGCUAGAAGAUUAAGCCGUCUAAGCGAUGGUCUUGAUGCACAUGUAGAAGUUUCCAACCGCCCUCGACAAUCUUUAGAGUCAACCGUGUGGGAAGUCACCUAGCAGUAGUUAUAAAAGAUAAACGACUGUAUAGUUGACCGAUUAGUUUUUGUUUGAUAUUAAUGAGAAAUAUAAUUGUGACUGUUCGCACUUUGCUAAA
Malaya genurostris is the source of this 4603-nucleotide messenger RNA. RefSeq names its product anoctamin-4. The record is from RefSeq and is a predicted model, not a curated record. Gene Ontology annotation, biological process: chloride transmembrane transport. Lineage: Eukaryota; Metazoa; Arthropoda; Insecta; Diptera; Culicidae. Gene Ontology annotation, cellular component: plasma membrane. The transcript is spliced from 13 exons. Bases 664 to 4506 code for a protein of 1280 amino acids. Gene Ontology annotation, molecular function: chloride channel activity; protein dimerization activity.